GCUCCGCCUUUCCAUUCCUCGGUGUAUUCUAGCGGUGUAGUGGCAACAAGCGUUGGCAAUGGUGGGGAGGUAGUGCAUAGCGGGGCUCUGUUUCUCCAUUUUCGGGCGGCCGAGCGGAGCCCGCAGUUUCGAGGAGGGCCAUGGCGGCCUUGGAGAUUCUGAAGCUGCGCGACAGCGGGCGCCUGACGCUCGGGCUGCUGGUCAACCUUAUGGCCUCCAUCUGCAUCGUCUUGGUCAACAAGUGGAUCUACGUGGAGUACGGCUUCCCCAACAUGAGCCUAACCCUGGUGCACUUCGUCAUGACCGGCGUGGGCCUGUGGCUCUGCCAGGCGCUCGGCGUCUUCUACCCCAAGAGCCUGCGGCCCAGCCGGAUCCUGCUGCUGGCGCUCAGUUUCUGCGGCUUUGUUGUCUUUACCAACCUGUCCCUGCAGAACAACACCAUCGGCACCUACCAGCUGGCCAAGGCCAUGACCACACCGGUCAUUAUAGGCAUCCAGACCUUCUACUACAAGAAGACUUUCUCCACCAGGAUAAAACUGACAUUGAUCCCUAUUACGUUGGGUGUAGUUCUCAACUCUUACUUUGAUGUGCAGUUUAAUUUUCUAGGAAUACUUUUUGCAACUCUUGGUGUUUUGGUUACCUCUCUAUAUCAAGUGUGGGUAGGAGCCAAGCAACAUGAACUACAGGUGAAUUCUAUGCAGCUCCUAUACUACCAGGCUCCAAUGUCCUCUGCCAUCCUGAUGUUUGUUGUUCCUUUUUUUGAGCCAGUGAUUGGAGAGGGAGGAAUUUUUGGAAAAUGGUCUGGUACAGCGGUGAUGAUGGUAUUGCUUUCUGGAAUAAUUGCCUUCCUUGUAAAUUUGUCCAUUUACUGGAUCAUUGGAAAUACCUCACCUGUUACAUAUAAUAUGUUUGGACAUUUCAAGUUCUGUAUCACCCUUCUAGGAGGAUAUGUUUUAUUUAAGGAUCCUCUUUCAGUUCAUCAAUGUUUGGGAAUUCUGUGUACAUUGUGUGGCAUUUUAUGUUACACCCAUUUCAAACUUAGUGAACAAGAAGAAGAAAAGAGCAAAUUGGCACAAAGGCCAUAAGAAACCUUUUCUAGGAUAUCACUGAUAAGGUGGAAGAAUUGGCAGUUAAAUACAGCAAUUUCAAUCACAUGAAUGAAUUUGCUUUUUAUUACAAUUUGUCAGUUUUCAUGUGCCAUUAUUGUAUUUGAGCAUUGCCUAUUUUUAAGAAUAAUGUUUACUGAAAAACUGUUUAUCUGAAUAAACUGGACCUGCUGCAGGAUGUCUUUAGAUUUACAGAAAUUUUCGGCACAAUUGUGCCCACAACAAACAAAAUUAGAGCUACGCUCACCACACGCUGGGGGAACUCAGCAGGUUGGGCAUCAUCCAUGGAAACGGUCAGUCAACGUUUCCACGGAUGCUGCCCGACAUGCUGAGUUCCGCCAGCGUGUGGUGAGUGUCGCUCUGACCCCAGCAUCUGCAGAGUAUUUUGUGUUCAAAAUUAGAGCUAUUUAGUUUAUAGUCCUGAUUUUCAGCUCCUCUGCAAUCUUGCCAAGUAGAUCUCUUUGAAUGCUCAAACAGGUACAUUUCAUACGUGAUAUGGGUUUCUGCAUCCAUUUCAGGUUGAGAGAUUCAUACUUCACCAUUUUCCUUAAUUCCCUCUACUAAUCCUGCUAGUUUACUAAACCAAGUCCUCAGGUUAUCAACUUCUUUGUCAAGAUAAAUGUGUCCUUCCUCUUCACCUUGUCCAGGCCUCUUAAAAUUUAUAUCCACCCAAUAAACCCAUAAUUUUCAAUCUCUGUGCCUAAUGUUUACUAUAGUUGGCUGAGCAGAGCUAAACUUGGUACUCUGGCUGUGACGUAACAAAUGUUUUAUGCGGUUCCACAGUAGGUUCUCUUUGGAAGUAUGUUACUAAUGCUUUUAAAGGACUUGCAUUGCAUCUGUGAAGUUCCUGACUGAAUUUCUUCUAAAUCCAAUGUAUAUAAAAAAGAUUUGUUUAAUCAUGUAUUUUCUGAUAAGGGGUAUUUGCAAUUUACCAUUUAAUAUUUUCAAACAUCUGAAACAUAUUUUGAAUAUCUAAAAUGCCGCACAUUUUAUCAGUGCUGAUUGACAGCAGGUAAAUAAAUCUGAUUGAUGUCCAUAUUGGAAUAGAUGGCCACCCCAUAAAACAUAGGAGCAGAAUUAAGCUAUCUGGCUUAUUGAGUGUGCUCUGCCAUUACAUCAUGACUGACUUAUUAACCUUCUUAAUCCCAUUCUCUUGCCUUCUCCCUGUAACUUUUGUGCCCUGAUUAAUCAAGAACCUAUUAACCUCCAUAUUUCAUAUGUCCAAUGACUUGGCUUAUACAGCCAUCUCUGGCAAUGAAUUCCACAGGUUCACCACCUUCUGGGUAAAGAAAUAUUUCCUCAUCUCUGUUCCAAAUGGAUGUCCCUCGAUUAUGAGGCUGUGCCUUCUGGUCCUAGACUUCCUUAUACUCAGAUCUUAACCAUUUCAUUCCUGGAAUAAUUCUCAUGAACCUCCUCUGGACCCUCUCCAAUGCCAGCACAUCUUUUCUUAGAUAGGGGCUCAGAACUGUUCACAGUACUCUAGUGUGGUCUGAUCAAUGUCCUAUAAAGCCUUGGCAUUACAUCUUAGAUUUUGUACUCUCGUCCUCUCCAAUAAAUGCCACCACCAGCAACUCAACCUGCAAGUUAACCUUCAGGGAAUCCUACAGAAGAACUCCCAAGUCCCUUUGCACCUCUGAUUUUUGAAUUUUCUCCCCAAGUAAAAACCUGUAAAAAUAGAAUCUCUGUUGUAUUUUGGGGUGACAUACACGGUGCAUCCUUUUAAAUUACAUUCAUCAGUCUGACAGCAGCAAGCAAUUAAUCAUUGGAAUCUUAAUAUUUAUUACAAUUAUGCACUAAUGGAAAAGUACAAAUGUUUGUAUAAUUUAUACAAAAUAGAAUUUAAUCCAGUCCAUUAUAUUUUAACUAAAAUUAUUUGAAAGGGAAGUACUUUUGACCUCCAAAAAGAUCUGAUUGAAACUGACAUUAGAAGUUUUCAGCUAUUUAGCCAAACUAAACAAAGCUACUAAGUAAUAUUUGGAGUUGUUUGGUUUGAUUACACCAGCUGAUUCAUGUACUAUUCCAGGUUAGAAGCAAAGUUCUUCAGUUUUAUUUUAAGCAAAAAUUACAUCACUAUAAUUCAUAGGCCAAGCAUCCAAGAGUGUACUGUCUGUUUACUUUGUUUAUACUGCCUAUUUAUUAGUUUCAAUGGAAAAAUAUUGAAUAGUAUGUAAAUAUCCUCUUCUGUUUCUUUCUAAUGUGCUAAGGUGAUUAAACACAAAACAGCAGAAAACAUUGCACACAAAUUUACAAAAAGUGAUACAAGUGUUUUUGAUAUUCCAGAAACAAGGUCUAAUCACUAGCAUCUUGCCAUUUUCCAUAUAUGCUAUAGGUACAUUAAUAAUGAAACUGAAUUUUAUUUUGUUAAUUUCUACAACUUUAAUAAUAAAACAGUCCAAAACAUUUUCUAUCAGCACUCCGUACUGCUGAUGUGAUAACCCAAGGGAACAAAUGCAUUUUUGUUUAAAAGUAAAGCUAGUGUGUGAAACUUGACUCUUUGUAUAGUUUACUGUGAUACAGGUUUAAAAAUAUGGGCUCCAAGCCUGUGAUGUUUACAGUAUCAAUAAAGUAUUAUAUUCAUGUAAAGUGAUCUGUUUUUUUUAUUAUAACUUAGUUCUGUCCACCUCACCAAUUUUUUUUCCGAAGCUCUCAUGUACAAGUGUUACAUUACUGUAUAUCUGAAUAAGUAUAACUACUUGCAUGAAAAAACUGAAAUAACCUUGAAAUAACUGCUAAAUUGAAUCUGAU
Molecule: messenger RNA, 3851 nt
Organism: Mobula hypostoma (lesser devil ray)
Lineage: Eukaryota; Metazoa; Chordata; Chondrichthyes; Myliobatiformes; Myliobatidae
Gene: slc35e3
Product: solute carrier family 35 member E3
Exons: 5
Coding region: 141-1085 (314 amino acids)
Cellular component (GO): Golgi apparatus
Molecular function (GO): nucleotide-sugar transmembrane transporter activity; antiporter activity
Source: RefSeq, a predicted model, not a curated record